UCUAAAGCAGUUAAACGAGAACUAAGCAAUCGAUUAAAUAGUAAACAUCAGAACUGAUAUAAUGAAAACGUUUCUAUUUCUAAUUGGAAUCAUUACAGCAGUUUGUGUAGUCUCAGCUACCACAAAUACUGACUCUGCCAAACGCUACGAGAACUAUCAAGUUUUCAAAAUAAAAUUACAAAAUGAUCUACAGCGUAAGAUCGUCAAGGAAUUAUUGAAAAACUCGAAACAUUACGAUUUAUGGCAUAGUUCCGGCACUGAAGUGCACAUAAUGAUAAGCCCAAAUGUGAUACAACAAUUUAUGCGCCUAGUCAAGCUUUGGGGCAUUACGACCGAAAAAAUUGUGUCGAAUGUCCAAAGUCUUAUAAAUGCUGAAAUAAAUGACAACAUUCAAAAAAUUGAUGACACAGUUACACUGGAUUGGACGCGUUACUAUCCACUAGCUGACAUUGAAUGUUGGCUUGAUGAAGUUCUAAAAACUUAUCCUCUCAUCACUGAGCGUUUCACUGUAGGCAAAUCAUAUGAAGGUCGCACCAUAAAUGGUAUUAAGAUUUCCUACAAAGCAGGAAAUCCGGGCAUCUUCAUUGAAUCUAAUAUACAUGCACGCGAAUGGAUUACCUCUGCUACUGCCACUUGGUUCAUCAACGAACUACUAACAUCUACAAAAGCUGAAGUACGUCAAUUAGCCGAAAAUUAUGAUUGGUAUAUUGUGCCCGUGCUAAAUGUGGAUGGCUUUGUUUACACGCACGAAAAGGACCGCUUAUGGCGCAAAACAAGACAACCCGUUUCAACUUCAACUUGUAUUGGCGCUGACCCUAAUCGCAAUUUUGAUUCACAUUGGAUGGAAAACGGAGGUGCUUCUGAUGAUCCAUGUGCUUCUGACUAUGCUGGACCCUACCCAUUCUCUGAACCAGAGAUUAAGGGCUUAACUGAUUUCAUUUCGGGCAUCAAGUCUAAAAUAAAUAUACUUUUAGCUUUUCAUUCAUAUAGUCAAGUUUUGCUAUCACCUUAUGGUCACUCAGAAGAAGAGUUGCCACCCAAUUACGAUGACUUAAUGUCCGUAGCGAAGGCAUAUGUAGAUGCUGUUGCAGGCACGUCAUAUGCUACUAAUUAUGAAUACGGUACUUCGGCAGGUGUAUUAUAUACUGCAUCUGGUACAACAAUCGAUUGGGCCUAUAACGAACAAGACAUUAAACUUACCUACACUAUUGAGUUUCGCGAUUUAGGGCGCUACGGCUUUGUACUGCCGCCGGUGAAUAUAAUACCAAAUGCUGAGGAAACACUAAAUGGCAUAUUAGCACUUGUGAAAAGAGCAACAGAAUUGGAAUAUCUUAAUACUAAAUAUUAACUUAUUUUAAUUCUUGAGAUAUUUAACUUUAAUAAAA
This is a messenger RNA of Teleopsis dalmanni, 1385 nucleotides long. Its product is annotated as zinc carboxypeptidase-like. Gene Ontology annotation, biological process: proteolysis. The transcript is spliced from 5 exons. Gene Ontology annotation, molecular function: metallocarboxypeptidase activity; zinc ion binding. The record is from RefSeq and is a predicted model, not a curated record. Bases 62 to 1348 code for a protein of 428 amino acids. Lineage: Eukaryota; Metazoa; Arthropoda; Insecta; Diptera; Diopsidae.